AAGUGCCUGAUUGCGGUGCGGCUGUUAAGUUGUAGUUUGUAUGUGUUGAUAGUUUUGUUUGUUUGUUUUUGAAAGUCAUCUUGCGUGAUAGUGUUGGAUUACAAAUUUAGUAGCUGAAAUUAAUAACUAUCUAGCAUGACGUUAAUACCAGUAGUCACCAUACAAUGCGAUUGGAACGAUGUCAUAAGGUAAGUAGUCAUUCACGACUAUAAAAUUCAAAAAGUUCAUAAGCUAGACGGAAAACGAAAUAAUAUCUUUGGCUAGUUCCUAACUUUUCUGUACAAGCGUAUCAUCUUAUUGUUUAGUGUCUGAAACCUAUAGCUCGUCGUCAAUUCAACACCUACUUAGCUACUAUAAAAUCUAUGAGAUGAUGUCGUGUGAGGCGGCUUAUUGUUCCUUCAAAAUUUGUUGAGCAAUGCUAUGCCUGGUUCACACAGCACAGCACGAAAAAUGUGUAGUGGAACUAUAACAACAUAACAUUUCCCAAGUCUCCUAACUACUUUAUGAAUAUUGUGUAUUUUCUUGGUUAUGUUCUUCUCCACAACUAAAAGAGGUUUUGAACUGGUGGUAGGAAAAGAGUUGUGGACUCUGUAUUCAAAAGAGUUAUUUUAUUCUUUUACUCUCAGAUUAUAGAACAAAAGUUUGUGCAUAGGAUAAAAUCUUUUGUUCUGUAAUCUGAGCUUUCAAUAUGAAUAAAGUGGCUUAUUAUAAUAUGUACAAAAGGCUCAAAGUCUGUAUACCACUUUGUUUUAGUAACUGUUUUGCUUCUGUAAAUAUUUACUACCAGGGCUCUAUACUAAAUGCAUAUGCUGGCUCAGCUUUCCAUUAUAUGUAAUUGAGUUGCAAGCUGAAAUUUUUGUCACGCAAAGUAUUAACUAUUAAAAACACGAAAUCUUUUUAGGCGGAAACGAAUAGAACUCGAGAAAAAAAUUAUUGAAAAUUAAUAUUUUUGUAGGUUAUGAAUCAAUUUCGACAGCAAUUUUGAUCAGUGCUGCCAUUUUUUUAUGCAAAAAUAACACGUUUCUCGUUGUCUAUGGUUUUUUUUUUUUUUUUUUUUAUAUAUAUUAUUUGCAAUCAGUCUUUGGACUAUGAGCAAAUUUAUUGAGCGCAACCAAACAUGACAGGAGUGGUCGGCCAGCGCCACCACUUCCUUUAAAGAACAUUCUUCCUCUUCAGUCUCGAGACGCGGUCAGCUUGCUCAAGCAAUUGGCAUAUUAAAGGAUUUGGAUGGUUUGAGAGGCGCUCAGUGUACCUCGAUUUGCAAUUGUCUAUCUCUUCUGCGACAGUGGGCAUGUUCAAGUAUUCAUGAAUUUCGUCAUUUUUUGUGAACCAUGGUGCAUUUACUAUUGUUCUGAGGAUAUUAUUUUGAACUCGUUGCAGGCAAGUAAUGUUACUUUUGCAAGCAGUGCUCCACAACUGUAUCCCAUAAGUCCAAACUGGUUUUAUAAUAGUAUUGUAAAUAAGAAGCUUGUUGUCGAUUGACAGGGCAGAGUUACGGUUCAUAAGCCAAUGAAGGUUUCUGUAUUUUAUAUUAACUUCAUCUCUCUUUUUCUUUAAGUGCUGCUUCCAGGUGAGUCUCCUAUCCAAGUGGAAACCAAGAUACUUGACGCAAUCUGAGUGUGGGAGUGUGUCUGACCCAAGGUGAACAGGAGAACAGUUUCCCUUCCUUAAUGCAAACGUAAUGUGGUUCGAUUUUUGACCACUGACUCGAAUACGCCAUUUUUUCAGCCAUGCGUGAGUUUGAUCUAAUAGGUUCUGUAGUUUUGCACUAGCUAUGUCAGGGUCUUUAUCGCAGGCUAGGUAUGCAAUGUCAUCAGCGUAUGUAGCAAUUACAGCGUCGCCAGCAGUGGGAAGGUCGUACGUGAAUAUGUUAUACAGAACCGGACCAAGUACCGAUCCUUGCGGGACUCCAGCCUCCACAGCUUGCAAGGAAGAUCGUGAGUCAUCGACUUUAACCCUGAAGUAUCUUUGUGACAGGUACGAUGCAAUUAUGAGGUAAACCGAGUGUGGUAGGUUCUUUUUAACCUUGUACAAUAGGCCCUUGUGCCAAACCUUGUCAAACCCCUGUUGCACAUCUAGGAAAGACGCGGAACAGUAUUCUUUUCUCUCAUAGCAAGUUCUUACUGUGUCAUAUACACGAUGCAUUUGUUCUAUGGUGGAGUGGGAUUUUCUAAAACCAAAUUGAUGUGUAGGGAUGAGGUCACAUUUAUCCAUGCAAUAUUUAAGGCGGGUAAGGAAAAUCUUUUCCCACAGUUUAGAAAGUGUAGGCGUCAAGCUAAUGGGUCUGUAGGAUGUAGGUUCAUGUAUAGGUUUUCCUGGUUUGUGUAUCAUGAUGAUUUCAGAGAUCAUCCAUAUGGCUGGGAAACAAGACGUCCUAAAUAUGGCGUUAAACAGGCAUGCCAGGAAGGUGAUACAUUUACUAGGAAGUUCUUUUAAGACCCGUAUUGAAAUGAGGUCGAAACCAGGCGCCUUUUUCGAAUCGAGUAAUUUAAUUUCUCUUGCAAUUUCUUUUGGGGACACAGGUGUCAGAGGCAGGCAUAGCUGGAGAUCUUGACCAAGUACCGUUUCAACUUCAGUUUCAUCCUCUAGAGCAUCGUUAGGCUUAAAAGUUGUGGCAAGAUGGGUAGCGAAAACUUCAGCUUUCUCUGCAUUUGUUUUUGCCCAGGAAGUAGAAGAAGAUCUAAUAGGCGGAGUGCAUUGCAUUGGUUUUCCAACAAUCCUCGUGUUUUUAUACAGAGAAUAUUCGCCUUUACCAUGUGGUGACAUACUUUCCAAUUUUUGUUUGAUAUUGGCAUUCCUAGUUGCCUCUAGAACUAACUUUAGGUCUUUUACAGCACGGUUAAACACCUUUUUGUCGACCUCUCUUCUAGUUUGGUGCCAUAUCCUUCGCAAACGGCGCUUUUCUAAAAUUUUCUUUUUUAUUUCGGAGGAAACUAAUAUGUUUUGUGGGGCAUGCUCAACAUACGGGGUACUUUUCCAAGCAGCAGUCUGAAUCACAUUUGUGACAUGCACACAAGCAGCAUCCACAUCUUCUUGGGAUUUAAUUGGCAUCCUAAAGUUAAGAUUGGUAUCUAUAUAAUAACGAAAGCAUUCCCAGUCGGUCUUAUGAUUUGUCAAGGUUUCAGGCUGUUUUUCGGACAUGAUGACAGAUGAGCUCAAAGUUAAUAUUACCGGGGUAUGAUCAGAACUCCCAUCUAAGCUAGAUUCCACGCAGGUAUAUAACUGACUUAUGUUUUUAGUAACGAAAAAGUCGAGGAGGUCUGGAAGUCUACAUUUGUCUGCUGGCCAGUAGCUGGGUUCUCCAGUGGAUAUUGCCAUUAGGUGAAGAGCACAUUGACUUUUUCUCAGUUCACGACCUCUCGGUAGAGUGAUGCGAGAACCCCAGAAUGUAUGCUUGGCGUUCCAAUCACCGCCUGCAAUAAAUGUGUUGCCAAGAGUUUCGAAAUAUGCCUGGUACAUUUCUUGUGUAAUCUUAUGCUUCGGGGGACUGUAUACAGCGGAUAGAAUAAAUGAUCCCGUUCGAUCCUCUACACGUACAGAGGUAGCCUGAAUGUGGUAUGUUGAGUAUCCUUCCAAUGGCACGUGUUUAAUGUUCGAACGAAUGACUAGCGCCGUUCCAGCAUGAGCUCGGCCAUCGGGGUGCGGCGUGAAAUAUAUUUUGUAGCCUUUCAUCUGGAAGUUACUUUUAUUAACUGCAUGAGAUUUCGAUAUAAGGGCCACGUCUAGUUGAUUAAUGGACAACAUGUUUUCCAGUUCGCAAAUGUUCGGAGACAGCCCAUUGAUGUUCCAGGUUACAAUGCGGAUAUUUAGGAAUUUGGUUGAAGCAUGGAGAUGAGAGUUGUCAAUAGGUUCAUUAAUGUUCCUAUUUGUUGAAUGAGUAGAUCCUUGCUUGACCAUGAUUUGCUCCAUUGUAGGGUACUGCUGCUUACUCUCACUAUCAUUAGUUGGGUGUUUGACUGAUUUGACAUGUGUUACUUCCGCGUAAGUCCUCCUAGCAUUCGUAUAUUUGUGGGUGUUUGUUGUGGUCUUGUUUUCCUCGAAUCUUUUAACGUUAUUUAAUGUUGUCUUUCUGUUAGGUUCUAUAAUUGGGUUUGUGUUGAUUUUGUUGGCAGUUUUUCUAGAGAGGAUUUCUUUAUAGACCUGACAUCCUUUAUAGUUUGCUGGGUGGUCGAGAGAACACAGUGCACACUUAGCUGGAGUAUUUCUGUCCUUUUUAGGACAAUCGCUGGUUUUGUGCCCUUCGCCGCACUUGACACAUCUAUAAGGCCUCAAGCAGUUAUUUUUUGAGUGUCCAUACUGUUGGCAUCUUUGACACUGGACUAUGGUUUUAGACCUUCGUGGCUCCUCUAUUUUAACCUGUUGGUGAUAAAUGUGCUGUAUUGCUUUCAACUCUUUGUUUUGCUCACAGGGUGCGACGUUGACGAAGAAAGUGGAAGUAGGUUUUUUCUCUGGCCCAUACCGACAGUUUAUGACUUCUCCAACAACUUUGUUUCCCGUCUUCUCUAUCACUUCUACGAUGGCUUCAUGAGGAGUAGUAUGAUGAAGGUUUUUAAUGACUAUGCGAUAGCAUUUGUUGUUUUUUCUAGUGAAAGUGUGUCCUAUUAGUCCUCUUUGUCUUAUAAGCUCGAUAACUUUUUUAUAAUUUUCAACCGAGUCAAUCAUAACUCGCAUCAGGUUUCCGUUUAUAAUCUUGUAUGUAAAGGGAUACCUUUAUCUACUACUGAAGUUAUUAGUUUCGAUAGCUCAUUUACGUCCUCUAUGCCAUAUAGUAUUAUUGGAGGCGAUCUACUUGGAUUUUUUGGUAAAGAUGGUCUAUCUUCAGGUGUAUCUACCGGCAGGUUGCUGAAACGAUUUUGGGUUUGAGUUUCGGUGGGAGGUGGAGAGAAGCAAUACUUCCGUUUUUUGGAUCCAGGAACUCGUUGCCACAAAGGAGGCAGUUGAUCUGUUUCUGGUGUUUGAACAGCGGUUACAUCUAUUUCUGUUUGGAUAUCUUGAGCAAGUUCGCCACACGAGUAUGAUCUUGGUCUUGAGUCAAAGAAGCUUUUGUGGAACACUUGUUGGGCAAGCACUUUAUGCGGUUUGUUUUGUUGAGGUUGUGAAGUUUUGGUUAGAUUUGGUUUUAUAAUUUCAUUCAUUGGAUUCCCACGAGAUAGGACGAAAUAUAAGUCGCUCACAGGGUGACGCCUAUUCCUGUAAGAAGGCACUUAUACAACGAUGGUUGCCCGUAAACAUCGAGGUUGGCGCUUGAGACUGAUUGCCUAUCAGCCAUCCAUCCUAUCGGCACGGUCCACACCUUAGGAUUAGGGUAAUUUUUAUUUUAUUCAAUAAAGGUUUUCUUCCUUUGAGCCCGGGCAGUUAAGCCAAGACUCUCUUCGGGUAGAUCUUCUGGUGACAAGUCGUGGAUAUAAGAUCGGAGAUUGUUAUCCCCUUGCCAGAUAUUCGGUUAUAGCGCCGAAGGCUCGCUUUUGCCCUUCACAUUGGCUAUCUUGGUCCAGAGGUAUACAAGGGAGCUCUGUUUGGACCAAGACAUUGCUCGUGUUCGUCGCAGUUGAGAGCUUUUUCGUACUCCUGCUGAUAUUAACAUCGUUUGACUACCAUGCAUCCUCAAAGCCUUCGGCUUCGAGUUCUGCUGUCCCUUUGCCUGAAGAGUCGAGUGUAGUGCGAGUUUUGGACUCUAAUAAGCCACUUGGGUACUUAAUUCCAUUAUAUGUAAUUGAAUUUCGGGGUAAUUUGUAGGGGAGGGGGGGGGGGGGAGGGUACAUCCUAUAAAUAGAGAAAGGAAACGUUUCGGAGAAUACCAUCAUUUAUUUGUAAAAAAAAUGAAAUUUGAUGAACAAAGAUUUUAUACAUAUACAAGAAUGAUUCAAGAAACAUUUUAUUACAUUUUGGAUUUAGUGAAAAACCGUUUGAUGAAAAAUUGGUGCAAUUGGCAUAAACAACCAAUCCUUCCAGAAGAAAGACUUGUUGUCACCAUUCGAUUACCAAAGCAGGAGGCAUGGAUAUCUUCGAAGUACCUCAAUGAGAUGAGCAUACACGACAAAUUGAAAACAUCGAUAAAUAGUAGUGAUAACAAAAUCAAAAUAAUCUUUACUGACAAUUAUCAAUAUAUUUCUCAUGGAAAUUUUAGCCUUGUUGUUAAACAUAUAAAAUCUGGUUUAAAGGUAGCAUUUGUAGCUCCUACAAAAACUCACAAUGUCCAUAAAAAAGCUGUUCUUUCAUUGUCCAUUGCUGAAAAUUCACUAGCUGUAUCGUCUUGUGAAGAAGACAAACUGUUAGUAUGGGAUAGUCGAACAAGUGAAAUUUUACUAGACUUGAAAGGUCAUGGUGGUCCAGUAUACAAAUGUAGGUUCUUCCCAUCUGGAAUUGUAGCUAUAUCUGCUGGAGCAGAUGGUUCCUGCAGGGUCUGGUCAGCAGAGACUGGAAUAAACCCUGUAACUUUAAAAGGACACACUAUGGCUGUCACAGAUAUAUGUAUCAUAGAGAAGGGUAGAAAUGUUAUAUCUGUUAGCAAAGAUGGUUCAGCCAAGUUGUGGGAUGUUGGAGAAUCAAACUGUAUUGGCAAUGUAAUGGAAGGACAUGGGCCAAUUAAUUGCUGUGAUUUAGCAACAACUGCUGAUGAACAUGGAGUAGAGAAUGAGAGAGAGGUGGGCACAAGCAACAAGCUAUUAGUAGUUGGUUGUGAAAGUGGCUUAGUUUUAUGCUCUCAUAUUGCCAAGCGAGAAGAAAUAUACCGCAAGCAACUGCAAUCUUCCUGCAAUGCAUGUAUUGUGAUUGAUCAGACAGCAAUUGUUGGCUGCGCUGAUGGAAAGAUGAUUCAGCUGAACCUGAAUAAUGGAGAUGCAGUUAGUGAAUGGAACGAAUCAGCCAGUCCAGUUUUGAGCAUGAUCGCACUUCCAAACCAGUUGUUUGUGGUGGGGCGUCAAGAUGGCACUUGCACCGUCCUGUCACUGAAUAAAUCAUACAACAUGACCAGGGUACAAUUAACUGGCUCCGAUUGCGACGGCAUCAGGGAUCUAUCCUUCAAUGGCAAAUGGAUAUUUGCUGGUUGUAGAGACACUAAUGUGCGAAAGUACGAUUUCAACCAAAUAAUUGUGCAUUAUAAGUGACAUGACAAAAAAAUAGCAAUACCAUUGUGUGUGAUAAUAGGUAUGUGCUUAUAAAAUGUAUUAUCUUAUGUUUAAUAUAAGUACCUUUUUUGUUACAAAUACCAUUGUUACAUAAUGAAUUAUUGUUGAAAAAGGCUUUUCAGAAGGUUUUACUAUUGAUAAUUUAUUAUUAUUUGAAAUAUUGGCUGCCUGAAUUAUUAUGUAAGAAAUACAGUAAAGUACUUCAAAGAAAA
Molecule: messenger RNA, 7339 nt
Organism: Chilo suppressalis (striped riceborer)
Lineage: Eukaryota; Metazoa; Arthropoda; Insecta; Lepidoptera; Crambidae
Source: the annotation of a GenBank genome assembly